Molecule: messenger RNA, 309 nt
Organism: Leptosia nina
Lineage: Eukaryota; Metazoa; Arthropoda; Insecta; Lepidoptera; Pieridae
Source: the annotation of a GenBank genome assembly
AUGGAUCCUCGUCAGCCAGUGGAUAGCAGUUCUCUGCGGGAACAUUUCCUCCAUUGUUUGGUCCCCAUAAUGUUUAACAGCGACGAAGUGGUGUUGCAGAACCCAGUGAAGUAUAAAAAUCCUAAUCAUGCUUGAAACUUUACCCCCGGGAACGUCAAUUAUCCGACUACGCUUCUGCGAGGCAAUUUGGGUUACAUAAAGAUAAUCAACAGCGGCCAAAAGGACAUAACAUGGGACGCCAGUCAAAUCCUCACGCGGGCAGAGGAUUGCUCAGAGCCAGCCAUAGAUAGCCAGGAUGGCCGAUUGUAA